AUGUUUCAAAUCGGUUUCCUCCUUUGCCUGGUAGGGCUCGCUGUGGGCGGCCCGCCAGUUACAAAAACGAGGGAGGAAAUCGAGUCCUUCAAGAAUUUCUUGGAAAGAAGCCGUACAGCGAAUGGUGUCCGCCUCUCAGAACGCGUGCUUGCAAACCCGCUGGCUAGUGCGUGGGAGAACAGUGGCAAGUUCGAAGGUGACAUCUUGUUGGACGACUGGCAGGUGGAGGCUAUGGUGCAGGAGUUUGCUGCCGGUAGGAACGCCUACGUCUGGCCAAACACCAAGUGGCCCGACAACACCAUUGUUUACGAGUUUGCUUCGGGUGUAUUUGGGAGCCGGCAACAACGAGCUAUUACGAACGCUAUGCGAGAUAUCGAAAAGAACACCUGUCUUAGAUUCCGUCAGAGACGUUCUGGAGAGUUCAACUAUGUGAGAAUUACGGGUACGCGAGACGGAUGCUACGCCAGCAUCGGGUACUGGCCAGAACGUGGUCCUCACACCCUCAACUUGGCCCGUGACACUCCUGGCAUCGGCUGCUUUGUCCAUACCACCAUCAUCCACGAGUUGCUCCACGUCAUCGGUUUUUUCCACAUGCAGUCCACUUACAAUCGUGACGACUAUGUGCGCGUUAUGUGGGAAAAUGUUUUUCCAGGCAUGGAGCACAACUUCGAACGCUACGAAUCAAACAUCGUGCAGAACUUGGGCGUACCAUAUGAGUACACAAGCUGCAUGCACUACGGUCCUUACGGGUUUAGUGUCAACGGCAAACCCACUCUUGUACCACUGCAUAGUUUCCAAGGCGUAAUGGGUCAGCAAGACUAUGUGACUCAGUAUGAUUGGCUGCGGGCUAGAAGACACUAUAACUGUCCAGGCGCCUGGUCUACCGAUGACCUUGAAUCACAAUCGGAAACAUUAGAAAAUGAAAAUGUAAAAGUCGUUGAAGCUCCUGUAGAAACUGAAAAUUAUGUUUAA
Molecule: messenger RNA, 972 nt
Organism: Parnassius mnemosyne (clouded apollo)
Lineage: Eukaryota; Metazoa; Arthropoda; Insecta; Lepidoptera; Papilionidae
Source: the annotation of a GenBank genome assembly